Molecule: messenger RNA, 1750 nt
Organism: Cuscuta epithymum
Lineage: Eukaryota; Viridiplantae; Streptophyta; Magnoliopsida; Solanales; Convolvulaceae
Source: the annotation of a GenBank genome assembly
CGGGAACCGCCUCAAAUAGCACGUCCGAACAGAAUCUUCUAUAUAAGGACUUAUUUGACUCCUUUUAUGCACUUUACUCCCUUUACAUAGCUCUCAUGCACUCCCACUUUCAUAUAAAUCCAAUUAUAUAUUCCACUACUCCCUAAUUCCAAUUCUUUUAACAUUAGCAAAUCAUAACAUACAAGUAUUUCAACAAGGGUUACAUACCAAAUAGAGUAAUAACAUACGGCAAUUUUUUAGUGCAGCGUUACAUUGUGGCAUACGAACAAUUAAAUUCACGACUCCAUUGGAGCUUAAAUAUUAUUUUAAAUGUGUGUCUAUCCACCUCAACUUCAUAGACCGUUCACAUUGAUGACAUGUCCAUUAUUUAUGUGAUGCAAUCCACGUUACCAUUAAAGAUGCUCUCAGUAUAUCAUUUCUCCACGGUCACGGAAUAGAGAGAUAAUGGGAUCUCAACUGUCGCCAUCGCUGCUCCGCCGUGUGAUCGUCCUUGACUCCGAACUUUCCCUGCGUCUCUACAGCAUAGCUCGCCCCAUCAUCCCCUACUACCUUCUCAAGGCAUUAGAAAUCUCGGGAGACGGCCGCCUAUUCUUCCCUGUCAUUAUAUCUCUGCUGCUCACGACCUCCGCCGCCGGCGCGUUUCUCAUCAACCUCCUCCUUGCAGCGCUCCUUGAUCUGGCUCUGAUCGGGCUCAUCAAGCACAUCAUCCAGCGGCCCCGACCCGUUUACAAUAAGAACAUGUCCCUGUCCUUUGCCGUCGACCACUGGUCCUUCCCCAGCGGACAUUCCUCCAGAGUUUUCUUCAUCGCCACCAUGUUCUACCUAUCAUCCCAUCUCAUGCCAACACUCAUUUACGUUGUCGGUCUGUGGGCAAUCGCCACAUCCGGCUCUAGGGUUCUACUUGGCCGCCAUUUUGUUCUGGAUGUGGUUGCAGGAGCUUGCGUGGGCGUUUUGGAAGGAAUGUUCGCGUUUCGAUUUCUCCGUUUUGAGAAUCUGACCUCAUUCUUGUUUAGACCAAAAUUGGCUGAAUUGUAAAAUUUAUUGCAGUAGAUCCGUCUUUUCUUGUUGUAUUGCAGAUCCAUCCGUAGGGGAUGAUAAAUGAAUGGAUUGAGUAGCACCGAUUAUCAUAAUCAAAUUUUCUUCGCCAUGAAAAACAUUUUUAAUCAGGGAUCCUUGCAAUUUUUAAUCAACAAUUCAUCUCAAAGGCUUUCGACAGAAGUUAGUUCCAAUAUACAUUUACCCAACUGCUCAAAUCUCUCUUGAUUGCUUAGUCUCAAACUUCCAACAUGGUUCAUUAGAGAACCGUCACUAAUUGACCAAACACUAUCAAAUUCUAAGCAAGAAUUAACUCCACAUUGCCUCUUCAGGUGACCUGCAAGGAGCUACUUCCCACACUCCCUGAAAUGAAGCCUGAUUGCGUGACAAGUCAAGCUAGAUCUUGGAGCUAAAGAGUCAUCAUAAAAAUCCCCCCAAAUUCACUUACUUGGUGAUUUGAACCUCACACCUCGAGAGGGGGAGGAUCUUAAAUGUGGGAUGUGGACCACUCGAGCUCGUCGGACCUGGUAUAUGUUUCUUUGAGUUGAAAUUCCCAUAUUUUUCUUUGCAAUUUAAAUUGGGCCAUUACAUAGACAAAUCAAAAAGUACUUUGGCAUAUAGACAUUGGGCCAUUUCUUUGAGUUGAAAUUCCCAUAUAGACAACAUAAAUGAAAAAGUGAAGGUACUCUUCACUACUUUACUUUCACUUCUUUAG